Molecule: messenger RNA, 1667 nt
Organism: Penaeus chinensis
Lineage: Eukaryota; Metazoa; Arthropoda; Malacostraca; Decapoda; Penaeidae
Product: transmembrane protein 129-like
Exons: 7
Coding region: 165-1280 (371 amino acids)
Biological process (GO): protein ubiquitination
Cellular component (GO): membrane; endoplasmic reticulum
Molecular function (GO): ubiquitin protein ligase activity
Source: RefSeq, a predicted model, not a curated record
UACAGGAACGCCGUCAUAAACACUGUCUAACACACGUCAACAAACACAACGAAGGUCUCCUGUUCAAGAAGAAAGAAAGAAUACAACGAAAUUGAAUAUUACACUGUUUCAGGAUUAAUACAUGCCCUCGGUAUACUGGUACCAAAUUUCAGUUAGAGGAGAAAAUGGCAGCUGAGGCUUGGUGUUACUCCUUGCUGUACUGGCUCUUUGCAUUGAUAGUGCUGUACCCUCCAGACGAAGUGGUCUCAGCAGGGCUAACUAUAGAGGCCUUGCUCGGGUCAUGGCUAGGAAGUCAAUUGAGUGGAUUUAUUCAGUACCAUGUAAGGAGGACAGCAGCCACUCUCAUUGUACAUUCUCUUCUUCUGCCUGGAUAUUUCAUCAUGCUCUUUAAUACACAGCCAUGGGUAAUGGAAUGGGCAAACAGUAAAAUACAUCCAAAUGCAGUAAUACUCAUGGUUGUAGUUUCUUUGGCCCCUGUGGUUAUGGCUACUGUAUUAGUGGCUUACUGGUGGAAGAACAACUGGAAAAUGCACCCCAUUUGCCGCACAUUGUCUCUCUAUGCUCAAACUGAUGUAUAUUCCCCAUAUGCAUGGGUUGCAGUUGCUAGUAAUGUUAAUAUUGAAUUUCGUAGGGUAGACAAGUUCAGCACCAAAGUCAACAGUGUGUGUCGUGUAGUGGCCACAGAUAGUUGGUUGAUGAAAAUAACAGCAUACAGUGUCUAUCUGACACACCAGAGGGAUGCUGUUCUGUCUUUAGAAGGCAGUUUUGAUCAGAGAUUCAUAUCCCAUAACAGCUCAAUGGAUACACAACUCCUUACUAUCUGUGUUAACUCAGUAAAGGAAGGGAUAUCUCCAUUCUACAUAAGGUUGACCUCCAUAGAUUAUACUGAAUUGGAGAGGAAAAUUGUCAACCCAGUGGUAAAUGCUAGAGAAGUAGUGAUCAUGCAGAGUCUUUCUGAUAGGUUUCUUUCAGCCUUCACCGAGGCAGUGAAAGAGAACCCCAGAGUGUUUUUAUUAGAAGAACAGGAUAUGUGCAUUGGCUGCAUGGCUAUAAAAGCAGAUGUCAAGCUCCAACGUCGGUGUGGCACAUCAAAUGCAGAGGAAGGGCGAUGUGUUACAUGCUAUUGCCGACCAAUGUGGUGCUUAACAUGUUUGGGCAAAUGGUUUGCUGCUCGACAGAAUCAAGACCAGCCAGAAAUGUGGUUGUCUUCUAGAGCACCGUGUCCAACUUGUCGUUCAGCGUUUUGCAUUCUAGAUGUUUGCAUUAUUUCAGAGAGCUGAUAACAUGCAUGUAUAAAAGUGAAGUAGUGAAAUUUCUUUAAAGAUGGCACAUGUUAUUUGUAAUGUGAAACAUUUUCUUACAAAUUACUUUUCAAAGUCAAAGGGAUUGAUUAUAUAACUAUAGAUAAAACCUUUUUCUGUUUCAUAAUUUCUUUUUUCUAUUUCAAUUUCUCUUGAUGAUCCUUUCUCUCAAGUUCAAGCUGUCUUCAUGUUUUCUAUUGUAAAUUAACUGCAGUUGAUGUAUUUUCUAGCAUGCUUGAUAUUUUGUAUGAAGGGAACAAAACAAAAGGGACUCUUUUAAAGACAAAAAUAUAAGGUUUGAAAAUAAACUUAAGUGCAAUUAUAAAUAUGUUUUUGUUGAAAUCAAAUUUAUAUUUUUUACAUGAA